GGAGAGCUGUGUAAGAAAGAUCUCAAUCUCUCUCUCUACCCCCUCCCCCACCAAUAAAUACACACACAGCCAGAGUGUUUUUUGUGUGUGUGAACCUGUAAGGGCUAUGAGAAAGUAGCCUCCCAGUCCCCAUUGCUGUAUUGGGCAGUUACACAACAUAUCAAAUAAUAUUUCUCACACACAAAAUCCACCAUCACAACCUAAAAACACACUCAUAUAUAUCUACAUGUUACAUAAACUAGUUUGUGAUUCUGAAUAGAUAUAUAAUGUGGGAUCUUAACGGGUCACCCGAUCGGAUAACCGAAGACCAAGAGGAGGUGCAAGUACUCGAAUAUAACAACAGUAAGGGUAAACAAGUCGGAGGAUCCGUAUCCGAUUCCAGCUCAUCGGUUAUGGUCAUGGAUCAAGAUGAAGCUUCUGACGAAUAUAACAAUUCCACCGAGAACAGCAGGUUGUUUGGGUUCUCUAUCACCGACAAUAUUCCGGUCACUCAUCAGUUUUUUCCGUUGGGUGACUCUGAAGAAGAAGUAGGGCCUACUACCACCGGUGCAACCGGCACGGUGAUGACUUCUUUUCCUGUGGCUAACUGGGUUGGUGUUAAAUUUUCACACCAACCGUUGGACCCUGGUGGUGGUGGUGGUGUCGCCGGAAAAGUGACCGAUGUUCCGCAACCGCUGAAGAAAAGCCGGCGUGGACCCCGGUCUAGAAGUUCUCAGUACCGUGGUGUUACCUUUUACCGGCGAACCGGCAGAUGGGAAUCACACAUAUGGGAUUGUGGGAAGCAAGUUUAUCUUGGUGGAUUUGACACAGCACAUGCAGCUGCACGUGCUUAUGAUAGGGCAGCUAUCAAGUUUAGGGGAGUGGAGGCUGACAUAAACUUUACUCUUGAGGACUAUGAAGAUGACCUAAAACAGAUGAGCAAUUUGUCAAAAGAAGAGUUUGUGCAUGUGCUUCGUAGACAAAGUACCGGUUUUCCUCGAGGCAGUUCAAAAUAUCGUGGCGUUACGUUGCAUAAAUGUGGCCGAUGGGAAGCUCGAAUGGGUCAAUUCUUGGGAAAAAAGUAUGUGUAUCUGGGUCUUUUUGACACUGAAGUUGAAGCUGCCAGAGCUUAUGAUAAAGCUGCAAUUAAAUGCAAUGGAAAGGACGCUGUUACAAAUUUUGAUUCCAGGAUUUAUGAAAAUGAGCUAAACUCAACUGAAGGUUUGAGUAACAAGAACAUAUCAUUGGAUCACAAUCUGGAUUUAAGCUUAGGAGGAAGUUCAGCCUCAAACAGGCCACAAAACAUAGAAUUUGGAAAUCAUCGUGAAGUCGAAUCGAGUCGCCAAUCUAACUCGAUCCAUUUUGGACUUAAUCAGCACACGGCAUCCGGUUGGUUUGAUGGAAGGAUAAGAGAAGGGUAUAAUGAUAUCCAGACAUUCCACCUUCAAUCUCCAAUGCCAGUUAUCAUGGGUAACAAUAAUGGAUACGGGCAUUUUAUGCGACCCGCUGACCCGGCCAUGCUUCAUACGUUCAACCAGACUGCUAUCAACUCACUGAGUCAUCAACAGCAGAUGCAGUUUACUAGCAGCACCAGAGGCACAGGAAGUGAUCCAUCUCUACAGCAAAUGUAUGCAAAUAGUGCUGCAGCAUCAUCAGGAUUCCCACAACAGCAAAGAUUUCACAUCCGACAGCCCCCAUAAAUUAAAAACAUCACAAUAUUAACUGGCUCCACGUACAGUAGAACAAAAGUGAGCUACUCAUGACAUUUUUUGUAUGUUUCCUUGUGUUCUUUGACCAUGAAAGAUCAGUGUUUUGGGUUGAAAAAUCUAGCACAAACAGUGAUACCGUUGACUAUUGACACUUGACUUGCCUAGCUAGGGUUCUUGAUCAGUUAUAUAUAUGUGAAACAAAUUGCAAGGAUGAAAAAUUUCAGUUUUCUUUUCCAUUUUUUGAGUAGAUGGUUGUAAAAAACAUUUCAUGUGUUAAUGGGUAGAAAAUUAUUUAUUUUGUCAA
Molecule: messenger RNA, 1992 nt
Organism: Helianthus annuus (common sunflower)
Lineage: Eukaryota; Viridiplantae; Streptophyta; Magnoliopsida; Asterales; Asteraceae
Product: AP2-like ethylene-responsive transcription factor TOE3
Exons: 10
Coding region: 267-1679 (470 amino acids)
Biological process (GO): regulation of DNA-templated transcription
Molecular function (GO): DNA-binding transcription factor activity; DNA binding
Source: RefSeq, a predicted model, not a curated record